Molecule: messenger RNA, 2462 nt
Organism: Rana temporaria (common frog)
Lineage: Eukaryota; Metazoa; Chordata; Amphibia; Anura; Ranidae
Product: keratin, type I cytoskeletal 19-like
Exons: 8
Coding region: 122-1447 (441 amino acids)
Molecular function (GO): structural molecule activity
Source: RefSeq, a predicted model, not a curated record
AAGAAUAGGAAGCUUAGUUCACAACGCCCUUUGCCAUGCUUCUUAAAAGACGUCUUAAAUUUGUAAAUACACUCUUUGUACUGUCAAACCUGCCAGAUAUAAUAUACACUACACUGACACAAUGAGCGACAGCAAUAAGCAGAACCAAACUGGAAAACUUAAAGGAAGUAACAUCUUUAGCCAAAUAACCUCGCUAAGUCUCAGAGGGUUUCGUAAAGAUAACAAUGCUGGUACCUGGAGGCCCAUUAGUUUUCAGGCCAAGCCUAGUGGAAGUCCCACCAUCACCAAACAUCAUUCAUUCAACCAUGGAUCUAACUUUGGACUUACAUAUAGUAAUUUUGGCAAAGAUGUCCUACAUAACAGAGAAUCCAAAAAACACAGUUUGCUCACCACCAAUGAGAAGGAAACCAUGAAGAUUCUAAAUGACCGGUUGGCAACGUACUUGGAGAAGGUACGUUCUUUAGAAAAAGAAAAUGCCAAUCUGGAGAAGAACAUCCGAGACUGGUAUGACAAGAAUCAUCCUCAAAUGUUGCCAGAUUUCAGUCACUAUUUUGCAGAAAUGGAAGAACUUCAAAGUAAGGUUUUCAGGAGCACUAUGGAGAACACAAGGCUUACUCGGCAGAUUGACAAUACUCGCUUGGCUGCAGAUGAUUUUCACAAUAAGUAUGAGAUGGAGUACAAACUUAGGACUGACAUUGAGCUGGAUUUGAAAGAUUUGCGUAAUGAGCUUGAAAAAAUCAAGGAAGAAGUUCAAUAUCUAGACAUUGAUCAUCAACAUCUCCAGCAAGACAUGCUUCAAAAGAAGAAGGCCAAUGAAGAUAAAGUCAUCAGCCUCUAUAGCCAGCUGGGUGCCAGAGUCACUGUGGAAGUGGAAUCCCCCCAGUCUGCAGACCUGAGUAAAAUCCUGUCUGAAAUUCGAGAGCAAUAUGAAGAUCUGAUGGAAAGAAACAAAACAGAGGCAGAAAAAUGGUUCCUGGCAAAGAGUGAAGAACUGAAAUGUGACAUUGAAUCUAAAUCUUCAGAACAGCUCCCUACUCAUCAGAGUGAGAUCAUAGAAUUAAGGAGGACCGUUCAUACCUUGGAAAUAGAUCUACAGAGCCAGCUAAGCAUGAAAAUGGCCCUGGAAAGCACAAUAAUUGAAAAAAAGGCCAGCUACAGUUCCCAGCUCUCACAUCUACAGCAGCUAAUCAAUCAAGUGGAAGGAAACCUGUCUCAAGUACGGGACAAACAAGAGCACCAGAAUAAAGAUUAUAAGGCCCUAAUGCACGUUACAACACAUUUGGAGAGAGAAAUAGCUACCUACCAACUCCUGCUUGAGAAACAAGAUAUUCGGGUUCCAAGACUUAUGCCACAUUUCUCAGAAGGGUGUUCCAAACUCGUCAGAGUCGUCUCAAUUACUGAAGAACUUGAGAGCAGGAAAAUUGUGUCACCAAAAGAGAGCUCUUAGAAAUUACUGUGGUGGGCCAGAGCUUUUUAAUUAUUUAAAGUACCUAUGAUCUUCUGCUUGCUACAUGAUGAAAAUCAUGGUUUUGUAGAUCACUAGGAUACUAGAGUCAUUGGUCUCACUACUGGUUUGACUUGUUCUAUGCAUCAUUCUCCUAAGAUGUAAGAGUUUGUGUCAUCAUAACCUACACAGUGAGGUCAGUUUUAUUAACGCUAUGAAGUCUUUCUUCGUAAUUCUCUAUUAAAUGUCAAAUUUUACCUUGCAAUCAAUAAACUUUGAAGUAAGGGAGAGGCUGAAGCAUUAAAAACAUGAAUAAACUAGAGGAUGAAAGGGCAAAGGUGAUAAUUAUGUCAUUGUAGCUUAUACAUCGAUCACAUCAUUAUUUAAAACGGUGAUUCAGCAACGUUCAGCCAUUCUCAUCACAAACAAAAACUUAAGUUAAAAUUUCAGCAAGUUUAAGAGAUUCAGUGACUUUUUCUUUUUAUAGCAAAGAUAUGAUGAAAAGUAUCCCCCUAAAUCACUGAUACUCACCUCUUUAGCAAUCCCUUGCCAUUUUUUCCUCUAUUUCAGCUGAUACCCAGGUAUGGGGAGCAUCUGACCUCCUCCUAUGUAACAGUGCUCUGGUCUACCGGUCAAUCAUUAUGCCCCAGCGUUGUCAUAUAAAGGAGGGGGUGAUGUUAUUGGUUCCUCUGACAUCAGUCAACGCAAAAUAUUAUGGAGGAAGAACUGUGUGAGGUCAUUGGAAAAAUUAAUAUCAGGAGGUUGGAGAGGGCCUUUUUUUUACAGUCACUUUAGGUACAUUAAUGUCAAAAAUCCAUUAAACGGUAUGUUAAUGUCUGACUGUAACAUUAUCACUUUUUUGUUUAGUGGUUUAUUUAGAUCUAGUAGUCACAAAUAUACUUUGGAUUUUUCUUUAUUUUUUUCUUUAGAUAGAUACGUAGAUUAUGAAGAUAAAUAGAUACAUAGACAGACAGAUAGGUAGAUAGAUAGGUAAAUAAAUAUCUGCCUUUUAUUUCUA